CCCAGACCCCCCACGAUCACUGUCCUCUGAUUGAACCAAGCUCUAACCCAUGCCUCAAGCCCCGCCACGGGCUUUUCGACCAAACAUAUCCACCACCUUCUCCAAUGCUCCUGAUUCCGUACUCCUAGCAUUUCCUCUUCUUCGUCCCAAGGUUUGCAGAUGUCCCGUGGAGAGGGCUGGAUCAGGUAAACAUGGAGCACAAGACUCCUGUUGCCGCAAAGAGCACAGCACCACUGAGCAGCAAUCUCCUCUCAUCACCACCCAGAUUGUCUUCGAGCCGAGGCAAGGAACGUCGAAACCCGUCCAUCACUCCCCGAAAGUUCAGGCAGUUCUUUACUCCCCGUUCCCGAGUCUCAUCAAAGCCAAGUGCCGCUAGGAGGGCCCUUCGUGACCUGACUGCUCCCUCUCUUAAUCGAUGCCACACCCCCAGCAGUCCAUUGAAGCCGAUUUCCGAGUCCGAUGUGGUAUCGGGCGAGUCUGCCGGCGUGGAUUCCAGCCGGGCACUCAAACGGCGGAAAACAAAUCACAUUCCGGCGACCUCUCCUCUACAGCCCGCGUUUCUAAAUCCGUCACCGACCCUACUCGACUUCCAAGCUAGUCGACCGGCCUUGUUGAGCCCGCUUCAUUCUCCGCAUGCCGGCAGCCAAUCUAGCCGGGCUUUCGACGCCUUUGAGGACGGUGACUUCGAGAACGGUGACUUUGACGAUGAGUCUGACAAUGAGCUACCGUUGAUGCAACUUCCGAUCAGGCGGCUGACGCCAUUGACAAGUCGCGGCAUGUCUGGCCAGCUGGUCCAGCGUAUGACUGGUGGAAUGCCCCGGAGUGGCCACCAGUCUAUGUCAUACCCCGUUGCAGACUGGAGAACCGAGACGGCCGACUUCUGCAGCACUCCAGAGGACGUACAUAUGUGUUCCAGCCACGAGGGAGCAGCACGGUGCAUCCCGUUCUGCACUGCGAGCUGUCACAAUAAUAGUCUGGUAGCAGUGGGAGACGAAGAGGGCCACGUAAGACUUCUUGACUCGAACAAAUCUUUCGACAAGAUACAUCUCUCGUUCCAAGUCCACAGUAAUGCCAUAAUAGACCUCGACUUCUCCGAGGAUGACUACGUUCUGGCCACCGCGUCCGGCGACCAGACCGGGAAAGUAAUAGACAUGAUGACCCAGGCGCCUGUGUCUGUUCUCGGGCACCACACCGCGUCUCUGAAACAAGUCCGCUUCCAGCCUGGGAGAGGCGGUGGCAGCGUUCUCGCCACGUCCAGCAGAGACGGCAGCGUCCAGAUCUGGGACUUACGCUGCCGUGGCGGGCCCGUCCAAGAAAUUUCCAUUGAGCGAGAAACCGCCCUCCGAUACCGCCUCCCGCCGCGGAUCAACCCCGGCUGCGUCGUCAACAGCGUCUACGACGCCCACGCCCGCACGCCCCGGCAGCCCCGGCAGCCAUACCACCAGGCCGACCCCUCUGUCGACAUCGCCAGCCGCAGCGAGGUGCCGGGUCGCAUCGGCGAGGUGUCAGUCACGGCUAUCCAGUUCCUGCCCGCGGGGCGCGAACACCUGCUGCUCUCGGCCUGCGAGGCGGACGCGUCGAUCAAGCUGUGGGACAUCCGGUCCAUCCACACGUCGCGGCACCACAAGAGCAGCACGCCCAUCUCCUACACCAAGCCGCCAGACAGCCACACGACAUGGCGUCCCUUCGGCAUGUCCUCCAUGGCCCUCGGCUCCGACGGCGCCCGGCUCUACGCCCUGUGCAAGGACAACACCGUCUACGCGUAUAGCACCUCGCACCUGGUCCUCGGCCAUGCCCCCGAGCUGUCCGCCAGGGCCACGACCGAGCCCCCGCGAAGGAGAGCCCACGGCACCGAGCAGGAAGGCCUGGGCCCCAUGUACGGCUUCCGCCACCCGCUGUUCCACGCGACGAGCUUCUACGUCAAGGCAGACGUCCGGCCCGCCCGCGACGGCAGGCCCGAGCUCCUCGCCGUCGGCAGCAGCGACGGAUGCGCGGUGCUCUUCCCGACCGACGAGCGCUACUUCCGCGCCGACCUGGGCGCCUUUCCGUCGCCGGUGGCGCAGCAGGUCUCGUCACCACCAACCACCACCAACGCCUUCGGGGGAAGAAGCCUCCUCGCCUCAGCCACCGACCUCACGGCGGAUGGGCCACCGUCGUCGUUGUCGGGCCCAGGGCAGCGGCGCGGCCUCGCGCGGGCGAACAGCAUGACGACGAACCUGUCGGCGCGGCUGGUGGACACGGUCCCGAUCGUCAGGAACGGGACGGCGCUGGUGCGGGGCCACGACAAGGAGGUGGGCUCGCUGUCAUGGACGAGCGGCGGCGCGCUCGUCACCGUCGGGGACGACUACCUCGUGCGGUGCUGGGACGAGUCGAGGGCCCGGGCCACGGGGCUGCGGAGGGGCGGCGAGACGGGCGGGCAGAGGUGGGCCUGCGGGUGGGCUGAUGUCGGGGAGGAGUGGGUGGGUGAUGAGGAUGAUUGGUGA
Molecule: messenger RNA, 2483 nt
Organism: Phialemonium atrogriseum
Lineage: Eukaryota; Fungi; Ascomycota; Sordariomycetes; Cephalothecales; Cephalothecaceae
Product: WD40 repeat-like protein
Exons: 2
Coding region: 192-2483 (763 amino acids)
Biological process (GO): proteasome-mediated ubiquitin-dependent protein catabolic process
Cellular component (GO): nucleus
Molecular function (GO): protein binding; protein-macromolecule adaptor activity
Source: RefSeq, a predicted model, not a curated record